Hypoxylon trugodes is the source of this 2193-nucleotide messenger RNA. RefSeq lists its product as uncharacterized. Gene Ontology annotation, molecular function: transcription cis-regulatory region binding; DNA-binding transcription factor activity, RNA polymerase II-specific. The record is from RefSeq and is a predicted model, not a curated record. Gene Ontology annotation, cellular component: nucleus. The coding region runs from base 327 to 2165 and encodes 612 amino acids. The transcript is spliced from 4 exons. Gene Ontology annotation, biological process: regulation of DNA-templated transcription. NCBI's taxonomy places the organism in Eukaryota, Fungi, Ascomycota, Sordariomycetes, Xylariales, Hypoxylaceae.
CGAGCUUCUGCAUUGGAUUUCAAGACGCGGUCCUGAUUACACGCCAAAGGACCCACUAUGAUCUAUUACUCCAACACCAGCCCAGCUCUUUCUCUUUUCUCUCUACUUCUGCCCAGUUAAGUACUUGAAUUUCCAAUUCUCUCUCAAUAAUUCUAUUCUCGACGUCACAACGAGAAUUUCAAUUACUAUCGUACAUUAGAAAGGGACUUGUCUUUCGUUUUUUCUAACCUCCUGUCCCAAGCUAACUGCGUACGUCGGUAUAUAAUGCAUUGUUAGAAUACCCGCUACUUUAUCAUAUACACCCCAGCGCGUCUUCACCUCCCACCAUGGCGUCCACCCACGAAAUCAACGAAAAUCGAAGAUCGAUCAGCUCUCAAUGUAGCAACCCAGACUCUUCUACUAUGUCCUUCGAGUCUUCCUUCCGACUAGAAUCCGGUUAUCCUGGUCAUGACUCCAAUUCAGAGAAACACCCUAAGGGCAAGCGGAAGAGAACCACUACACAAGAUAAAGCCAUCCUAGAAGCUGCGUACAACUCGAACCCGAAACCCGACAAAGCAGCGCGUCUCGAUAUUGUGAGUCGCGUCUCGCUUAAUGAAAAGGAAGUUCAGAUAUGGUUCCAAAACCGUCGCCAGAAUGACCGCCGAAAAUCGCGACCACUUUCGCCCCAAGAGAUCGCUGCUCUUAGAUAUGGUGGCGGGGUGCAGAUCCUCUCUUCCGACUCUAUCCCCGCGCCUAUUGCUGCGUCAAGCAUGGUUGGGCAACCGGAAGAUGUUCGUAUAGAGGCCGAGAGAGUUUUUGACAUGGAAAUCCCUCCCAACUCCCAGGAUGUCGUAUCUCAGCACUCCGUGCAAUCUUCUCCGAAACUAUGCGGCGUAGACCUUCCCCCGGCAGGCAUGUUAUCGAGACGAGAGUCUGGGGACUUCGAGAGGGGCACACCAUCGCCGUCGAGAAAUCCCGAGCCCGAGGGCCACUCGAUUCUCCAGAAUUCGUCGGCUUCAGCCACCCAUUUGUCAAACCGACGGAGUUUUGAUAACUCCUUCUCCACCCCCUCCUCUCUCGGACGAGCAGGGGAUGAUUCGUUUAAAUUCGAAUCAUUUUCGUCCUCGUUUAACUCCGCUGCCAGCAGUUCGCCGGCUUCGGUACUCCCACCGCCCUCGUCCUCGUCUUCUCAGGUUCGCCUGUCCUUAUCCUUAGACGGAAAGGCUGAACUAGUUUCCGCCCAGCCAUCACCACCGCGUCCCGCUCAGCUUCCUCUACCGACCGAGGCUGAUACAUUACCUCCAGUUCGCACCAAUCGGACUCUUCACCGGAGUCGAAGUGCUCUUCCUGGUAUCACACUACCGCCCAUCUCGACCCUCACUGCCCACCUUCCGCCGCAACUCACUCGAGGUCGAUCACGGGAUGUUCAGGCUUGGGAAGCUUGCUGUGAGGCUGGUGGGCGAGAUGAGCUAACAAAGCAGGCCGAGAAUGAAUCCUCCGGGUCUGCAGUUGCGGCCAUUAGCCUUCUCCGAUCUAGCAGCAGCUCCGCUAGUCUUAGUAACCUGAUCCACAGCCACAGCACAAACGUUCUGCAAUCCAACCCGAACAAGCGUAACGCACCGCAGAACAAGCCCUCUCACCGAGAAGGGGCCACUAAGAAGGCCAAGCUUAGUCGGGCGACUAGCAGUGUGGCGCGUAUGCAGACCUUGCCUCCCUCAUCGUUAGACACCCGGCCGGAAGUUCUCGAUCCGGAGAAGAAGCCGGGAAAGGGAAGUCUUUCUGUUAUCCUAAGCCCAUCCGGUGAUUCGGAUAAGGAGAACUGGAGCCCCGAUGAAGACGGCAACCCCCAUAAUCACCCUCGACGACCGCCGCCCCCUCAAAAGUCUCAAGCACCGGCUCCCGCAGGUGAAAACCCGCGUCGAGUUGGACGUGUUCUUGGUGAGCGAGAUGUCGCGGCGAAGCGUUCGUUGCUUUUCGGAAGCAGAGCGAAUACUGCGCUAUCAUCGAAAGCUCGAGAGGCACCUAUGAUGAUAUUCGAGGAUAAGGAAGGUGGUAAAGGCCAAGAAGGCUCGAAGAAGGAUGGGGAGGUUGAUACCUUCAUGCGAGGCGAGGUCAGUCCUAGCAAACGCGGCGAUAUGGAUUGUGUUGCUGGAUUACUUUCGUUGAGCCAGGGAAACUGGCGUUGAAUAAGUAGCUAUACGCUAUUAGAAUCUU